GUCACAUUUCAACAUUCAUAGAUGACUGACUGUCCAGGACAGUACAUGGAUCAUUGCCAUAUCCAUUGGCACUUUUUUUUUGUCUCCCCAAAUUGUUGCCCCAUUCAUUCAUAGCAGCAGCCUGUUGGAGUUUGGCCACUAAGUGUUGGUGAGGGAAGUGACUUUAAUCCAUCCAUAUAGUUUGCCCCACACCCUAAAUAAAAUGUCAUAUUUAUGAACAGUUUUGGUGCAAAAGUAAGUCUAACAGUGGCAGGAAAGUCCGUCCAGAAAGAUCUGACUGCAGGUGCUGCAAGUUACCUUAAAUGUUUAUGAUAAUCUUGGUCUCAAAUUUAAUUAAAAAAAAAAAAAAACAUCUAGUGAUUUUCAUGUGCAUGCUAGCAUGUGACACUAAAUGUAUUUUGUCAUUUUUUCAGGGUGAAUUUAUGGGAUAUAAGCCUACAGGUGUUUUUACCAAUAUAAAACAGUGUUUAUUUAUUUCCGAGGUGCAUUUGAAGGCAGCAGAAGUUGUCAGUCAGACAAAACUUUUGGUGAUACUUUAGUUUCUCUUUGACUCUUUUCCCAUUUUACUGUUUAAUUGGCUGGCUGUUAUUAAAUAAAGGGAACUCAGAAGUUUUUACAGAGUCGUUACAUUCCAUUUAAACCAUCCAAACCCUCUAUCCACUCAUUGUACACAGGACCAUUAAUGGAGUCUGCCUUUCAGUGCAAAAAUAAGACUACCAGUGAUAGGAAAGUUCAUCCAAUAAGAUCUGACAGUAGGCACUGCAGUUUUUACCUUACAUUUUUAAGAUAAUCUCAGUCUCAAGUUUAAAACAAAAAUGGAAAUUUUCAUAUGCAUGCUGGUAAGUUAAAAGUCAGUUUAUUUUGUCAUGUUUUCAAGGCAGAUGUACUGGAUGGACACAGGUGGGGUUGCCCAUAUAAAACAGUGUUUAUGUAAUUUUCAAGGUGCAUUUGAAGGCAGCAGAAGCUGUCAGCCGAACACAAGACAUUAUUUUAUAAAUAUGAAUUAAGAUUUACAAUAUUAUAUUAUUGUAUAAUCUCAGCUCCCUAAGGGAAAUGCCAGUCUUAAUUAAUAUUUAAGACAAUAUCUCCAAGUAUUUUAAAACUAUUAACAUAAAAUGAUUUUAUGUGCAUGCUGGCAUGUUAAACUACAUGUAUGUUGUCUUUAUUUUCAGGGUUGAGUUACUAUACAGGUGGUUUUGCCAAUAUAAAACAGUGUUUGUCUUAUUUCCGAGGUGCAUUUGAAGGCAGCAGAAGUUGUCAGCAGGACAUGUAGGCCUGUGAGUUUAGGUGAUAAUUUAGUUCCGCUCUGCUCUGACUGUUUUGCUAUUUUUACUGUGUAAUCGUCUGGCUGAUAUUGCAUAAGGGGAACUCAACAGAUUUUACAGAGUCAUUACAUUCCAUUUAAAACAUCCUUUCCAAAAACACAAGUCUUGUGUUGGCUGAACCUCCCCCCACCUCCCCGCCCCCGCUCUGUCUGGUAGCGAAGUGGUUCGCUCCCUCUAGCGGCGGAGCUCGCAGCCGUUGAGCGUCACAGCGCCGGUGUCCGUCCGUCCCCCCAGUCAGAGUGAAAGUUGUCUCCGCUCGGCAAAGCGAGGGCUCGGGACUCGCUAGUUUCCACCGCCGCCGCUGCUGCUUCACACGCUUUCACCCGGAGAGAUGAGGCGGAAAGAGAAGAGGCUCCUGCAGUUCGCCGGGUUGCUCAUAGCGGCUCUUCUAUUCCUCCCAAACGUUGGGCUGUGGUCUUUAUACAGGGACCGAGUAUUCGACAACUCGCCCGACACAGUGGAUGGUCCGGGCGGCAUCCCUCCGAUACAGGGAGUAAACCGGAUGGGGAAGGACGCACAGGUAGGACGAGACGGCGUGCGGAGGAGAGACUGGCACGACUACGAUGCAAUCAAAAGAGACGCCGCUCGAUCUGGUAACGGUGAACAGGGGAAGCCAUUCCCCCUGACAGAUGCUGACCGGGUCGACCAGGCCUACAGGGAGAACGGCUUCAACAUUUAUGUCAGCGACAGGAUCUCUCUCAACCGCUCCCUCCCGGACAUCCGCCAUCAAAACUGUAAACAGAAGCUGUAUGCAGAGAAGCUGCCAAACACCAGCAUCAUCAUCCCGUUCCAUAACGAGGGCUGGUCGUCGCUGCUGAGGACCGUUCACAGCAUACUCAACCGCUCUCCUCCACAGCUCAUCGCAGAGAUCAUCCUGGUCGAUGACUUCAGCGACAAAGAGCACCUAAAGGUGGCAUUAGAGGAGUACAUGGUGCGGCUGCCAAAAGUUCGCAUCCUGAGGACCAAGAAGAGGGAGGGUCUGAUCAGGACUCGCCUCCUGGGAGCUGCUGCUGCCAAAGGAGAAGUCAUUACCUUCCUGGACUCCCACUGUGAAGCCAACGUCAACUGGCUGCCCCCACUGCUGGACCGAAUCGCCCAGAACAGGAAGACUAUCGUGUGUCCGAUGAUCGACGUCAUCGACCAUGACAACUUCGGCUACGAGACGCAGGCAGGGGACGCCAUGCGCGGGGCGUUUGACUGGGAAAUGUACUAUAAACGGAUCCCCAUCCCAACAGAGCUGCAGAAAGACGACCCCAGUGAACCCUUUGAGUCGCCAGUGAUGGCAGGUGGGCUGUUCGCUGUGGACAGGAAGUGGUUCUGGGAGCUGGGAGGAUAUGACACGGGUCUGGAGAUCUGGGGAGGAGAACAGUACGAGAUCUCCUUCAAGGUGUGGAUGUGUGGUGGUCGAAUGGAGGACAUCCCUUGCUCCAGGGUAGGACACAUCUACAGGAAGUAUGUCCCCUACAAAGUUCCCGGAGGGGUCAGCCUGGCCAGGAACCUGAAACGCGUGGCGGAGGUGUGGAUGGACGAGUACGCCGAAUACAUCUACCAGCGUCGGCCGGAGUACCGCCACCUGUCGGCAGGAGACAUGACGGUGCAGAAGGAGCUGAGGAACCGCCUCAACUGCAAGAGCUUCAAGUGGUUCAUGAGCGAGGUGGCCUGGGAUCUGCCCAAACACUACCCACCAGUGGAGCCUCCUGCUGCUGCGUGGGGAGAGAUUCGUAACGUUGGCAACAACAUGUGUAUGGAGAGUAAACACUUUGUAUCGGGGAGCCCCAUGCGCCUGGAGGGCUGUAUGAAGGGAAGGGGGGAGGUGAGCUGGAGCCAUGGACAGGUGUUCACAUUCGGUUGGAGAGAGGACAUCCGAGUGGGCGACCCCAUGCACACUAAAAAAGUUUGUUUCGAUGCCAUUUCACACAACAGCCCCGUCACCCUGUAUGACUGUCACGGCAUGAAGGGCAACCAGCUGUGGCGCUACAGAAAGGAUAAGAGUCUGUAUCACCCCGUCAGUAACAGCUGUAUCGACAGCAGCCUGAACGAGCGGCGAGUCUUCAUGAACACGUGUGACCCCUCCUCCCCCAGCCAGCAGUGGCUGUUUGAGAGAACCAACGCCACCGUGCUGGAGCGCUUCAACCGGGGCGCCAACUGAGGCCCCGCGCGGCGUCUUAAGAGAAAAAGACUCAUGACGUACGCAGACUUGGAUCUGCUGCUGCUGCUGCUGCUGCUGUGAAAUGGGGUAUUACACUUACUCUGGUUCCCUGUUUACCUGACGCUGAGGUGACAGCUGUUUCUCUUUGGGGCGCUCAGAGUGAGGCAGGAUGGGAUUACCGCAGGGGAAGUUGGUUAAACACAUCAGUUAGAGGAAAGACUGGGUUGACUGAUGGGUUUGAGUUUUAAAAGUGACUUUGUGUGUGAGAUGUUUUCGUUCUGUCACGGCAUCGCUGUGGCUGUGGGUCUGCCUCACUCCUUGAUUUUGCUUGAUUGUUAUCUGACUUUCCUCUCGUUUCUCAAUCUUUUUGUUUAUUUUAAAAUUUUCUCUGCCUUUAUUUAUUGCCAUUCUUUCCCUCUAUGUUUGUUUUUUUAUUUUUAUUUUAUUUCUCUUCUCUGUCAGUCUACCUUUAUCUUCUGUCUCCAUCUCUUUCCUCCUCGUGUCUCUCCCAGUCCGCCUCUGCCUGCACAUCCGUCUCUAUCUGCCCGCAUGACUGCACCUUUGCCCACCUUCUCCAUUCACCCUCUCAAAUCCCCUUAUGUCUCUCCAGCGCUGACAACCUCCCUGGGGUGGGCAGUUGGGUCGGCGCGCGGGGGGGGGGGUCUCCUGCUGAGCCAAAGUCAUCCUGACACCUGGGUGAAGCCAGGCAGAACCACUCUGAAAAUCACCUAGUGAAUUGAUUUUCCUUUACAACCCUCAUUCACCCUCUGUUCCCUUUACCACCUCCCUCCCCUCUCGGCUUGGUAGUCUCUCCUCAUCUGCUCUUCUCCUCUCUGUGGCAGAUUUGGGCAGAGCUACUUCAAAUGUAGCAAGUGGAAGCUGACAAAGAAAGCUUAAUGGAUAUUUCUUUCGCAUUCUUUUUUCUGCAUUCUCUACUUUUCCUCGGUGUACUUAUCAUUUGCAGGUUUGUCACUGUGCGAGUAGUAUCUUAACGCCAGGGUUUGGGGGCUAACUAACACUGGCUAAGGGCUUCUUGUUUGUUAUGGUGGUGUGAUGAUGGAGGUGGGAGCUGCUGUCACACCUUUUGUUUCUGUCUGCCCUUUGCUGCUCCCCACCCGGCUCUGCCACUCAGUCGCCAGAACGACCUCGUCACAGACGGCCGAGCGCGGGGUCACGUCAUAACACGUAGUAGUGGGUUGACUAGCUUUGUGACUGGCAGGCCGGCGGACAUGCAGCAGGGUCGCCUGAUUGGCCGACUGCUGAGCUGACACAUCACUUUAGCGUACAGUGCGAGCAGGAGGAGAGAGGAAUGGGGGGGGGGGGAUAGACUCGCCGAGGUAGCUCUGGGAGAUGAAUGUGGAAGUUUAAAAUGCAUAAAGCACUUGUGUGAUGCUAAACUUGAAUGAAAUCUCAGUGCCUUGUUGGAAGAGUACUAGAUGUAGGUGUAUGUGUGUUUGCAGGAAAGUGUGUGUGUGGUCCAAAGUGUCCAGAGCAAUGUAGGGAACAAUUCACUCCAUUCACGAGGUGACUUUUCCUGAAAAACAGUGAAUCUUCUCCAAAGUCUCAUUUGGAAUUGAACAUGGAUUGACCUGGACUCUGAUGCAGGACAUUGAAGGCACCACUGGCUUUGUGACUCGUGUACGGCUUUCUAAAUGAACACACAUGUAACAUGCUGGCUGUGAAUAGAGCUAAAGAGACAUUUUUCCACCAUAUUUUCUCCUGCCUUGAAAAGUGAACCCUAAGAAGAACUUCAUGACAUGUUGCUGUUGUGUUUUUUUUCCCCCACCCGUUCAAUCCAAAGUACUUUUAUGGGGAAAGGGAAUUGUCAUUGCUUUUUUUCCUGUUUUUUUCCAUCCAACUUUUAGUUUCUUUUUUUAAAUGAAAUGUUCUUCUGUCUUUGUUUUGAUCCUGUGGUUCAGCUUAUGAUAAAUUGUGUUGGACUUCUGUUUGAUGUGAUGUUUUGGGAUGUUCUGGUCUGUCGCUUGCACCGAUUCUCUAAUCCGAUUUUGUGAAGAAGAACAAUGUACAGUGUGUGACAUUUUAAUCAGCAGUUCCAGAUACUGUGCUUCAGUAGAUUUCAGUUGUAGACCAAAAAGAAAAGUCGUAUUCUCUAAAAUACAUAGAUAAUACAUUGGUUGAGAUAUUUCUUACUUACAAAUUAGGCUAGUUUCCAAAUUUUACAUUGAGUACCAUUGUGAUCGAGUACCAUUAUGUGGGCUAGACUUGCAGAUUUUAUCAUUGCCAACUCAAACAUCAAUCUCAUAUGGACAGUUUCGCUGCCAAGACUUGUUAGUGAUCGUAAACAUGAAUCCUUCACAAAAAUGCCAAUCAUUAGUUCUUACACAGAACGCAGAGUUGUCAAACACAGCAGUAGAUGUGGUGAUGUUUAUAUUUUAGAUGUUUUUAACAAUGAGUAGAGGGACUUAUCUACAUAGUUAGUAAAUUAAAUGUGAGACUCAAAAUUCAGUAGAGCAGCCAAGAGAUUAUUGAGCACUGAAACUGUCAAUGCAAAGUGAUAUUAGCUUAUCAAACAUGUCCAAACAUUCAUCUAUUAAAAUGUUAUAUAUUGAAAAUAGAAAUGUAUUAUUACACUCAGAUAAAUUACAGUGCUGGGUCACCCAGAGGAGGAACUCUCCUCUUCUAAAGCAAGAUUGAGGACACGUUAGUUUUGGGUUUAUAGUUGGUACUUAAACCCACCCUGACACUGAAUGAGUUGGCCAGCUACAGUUCAAAUAAAAAAGAUUGAUCUGAACUCCUGUCAGUAAGAUGGAUCCUUCAGACUGAAAGCUGAAGUCUGCUGGCUCAACCGUUAUUACACUUGCUAAUUGAACGUCACGAUGUCCCUUCAAUCAAGUGUCCACUUUGCUUUGCCAUUAAGUUUUUCAUCUGAUUCAGAGGUGACUUAGGUUUAAAUUGAAAAAAAGUUUACGAAAAUGGUAAUUAACAGUAUAUGCGUAACUUU
This is a messenger RNA of Thunnus maccoyii (southern bluefin tuna), 6436 nucleotides long. RefSeq names its product polypeptide N-acetylgalactosaminyltransferase 10-like. The record is from RefSeq and is a predicted model, not a curated record. The transcript is spliced from 12 exons. Gene Ontology annotation, cellular component: Golgi apparatus. The coding region runs from base 1657 to 3474 and encodes 605 amino acids. NCBI's taxonomy places the organism in Eukaryota, Metazoa, Chordata, Actinopteri, Scombriformes, Scombridae.